UUCUCUCUCUAUAAACUCACUUCUCUCUCUCUCUCUCUUUCUUUCUUUCUCUCUCUAGCUCUAGGAGAUUGUGGAAGCAAAGCAUUGGGGUUCAUUUUUUUUUUCUUGAACUUUGUGUACUGUUACAAUACUCGAAGCCCUAACCCAACAAAGAGAGAGAGAGAGAGAGAGAAAGAGAGAUCAGAUCUGAGAAUCACUCUCAUUUUUUGCUUUUUUUACUUUGUUUAUUUUUAUUUUUAUUUUUUUUACUUUUUUAGAAAAAAGCUAUUAUGCUAUACGAGUAGUUGUAGUAGUAGUGGUUUUCAGCAAAAAUGUCUAACUCCGACCCGAAAGCCCGACAGCGACCGGGUCCAUGGCCACCUGCUCCGGAGUCUUCAGCAAUGCCGCCUUCUUCGUGGGCCAAGCGGACCGGUUUCAGGCCCAAGUUCUCCGGCGAGACCAAUGCUAGCGAUUCCGGUCAGUUAGUCGCUGUUCCGCAGCCACCACCGCCGCCGCAGCCGGCUUCACAGCCCAAGCCCAGAGAACCCGAGACUCAGCCUCAUCCUCGGCCGCAGCCACAGCCACAGCCACAGCCACAGGCACAGGCCCAGCCGGAUCUUGAAGCGGGUCGGACUCGGGCGGCGGUGAAUGGCGUGUCGGAUAAUAAGGAUCACACGGUGAAAAAACGGAGGGACUCUGAUGGGCCUCCGGCGAAGGGUUCAGGCCCAAACGGACAGGCCCAGAGUGGGCCUACGGACCAAGCUCGGAGACCAACGGCUAGGAGUGGAGAAGUGGUCGAUGUUUUGCCGAAUGAUGAUGAUGGGUUUGUGGGUAGACCGACCCAUAUGAAGUAUGAGCUCAGAGAUACACCUGGUCUUGUUCCCAUUGGUCUAUAUGGGUUCCAGCAUUAUAUUUCGAUUUUGGGUUCGCUGAUUCUUAUACCGCUCGUCAUUGUUCCUGCAAUGGGUGGAACUUAUGAGGAUACUUCAAAUGUGGUAUCAACGGUUCUCUUUGUGUCCGGAGUGACCACACUGUUGCAUACAACUUUCGGUUCCAGGUUGCCAUUGAUACAGGGUCCAUCAUUUGUUUACUUGGCUCCGGCAUUGGCAAUAAUCAACUCCUCGGAGUUUCAAGGACUCAAUGCAAAUAAAUUCAAGCAUAUUAUGAAGGAGCUACAGGGGGCUAUAAUCAUCGGUUCGGCUUUUCAAACAAUACUUGGAUAUAGUGGACUGAUGUCUGUUUUAGUGAGGUCGAUCAAUCCGGUUGUUGUGUCCCCAACUAUUGCGGCUGUUGGACUUUCUUUCUAUAGCUAUGGUUUCCCUCUAGUUGGUAGCUGUCUUGAGAUUGGAGCAGUGCAGAUAUUACUGGUUAUUAUUUUUUCUCUUUAUCUUCGUAAGAUAUCUGUCUUUGGUCAUCGUAUAUUUCUAAUAUAUGCGGUUCCUUUGGGUCUGGCAAUUACAUGGGCGACUGCUUUCCUGCUAACUGAAGCAGGAGUCUAUAGUUACAAAGGUUGUGAUGUAAAUGUACCUGCAUCAAAUAUAAUAUCUGACCACUGCAGACAGCAUCUCUCGAGGAUGAAGCAUUGUCGAGUAGACACUUCUCAUGCAUUAAGAUCUUCCCCAUGGUUCAGAUUUCCUUAUCCUUUACAAUGGGGUACUCCUGUCUUCCACUGGAAAAUGGCUCUUGUUAUGUGUGUGGUGUCUAUCAUUGCAUCCGUGGAUUCGGUUGGAUCAUACCAUGCAUCUUCAUUGUUGGUGGCAUCAAGGCCUCCAACCCCAGGCGUUCUUAGUCGAGGGAUUGGUCUGGAAGGCCUUUCCAGUGUCUUGGCUGGGCUUUGGGGUACAGGAACGGGGUCCACCACUCUAACUGAAAAUGUACACACCAUAGCCGUGACCAAAAUGGGAAGCCGCAGAGCAGUUGAAUUAGGUGCAUGCGUUUUGAUCGUCUUAUCGCUAAUAGGUAAAGUUGGAGGAUUUCUUGCGUCGAUUCCGGAAGUUAUGGUUGCUGCUUUAUUGUGCUUCAUGUGGGCAAUGCUUACAGCAUUAGGCUUGUCAAAUCUUCGUUAUAGUGAGGCCGGAAGCUCUCGGAAUAUUAUCAUAGUAGGAUUAUCUUUGUUUUUCUCUCUGUCAAUUCCAGCCUACUUUCAGCAGUAUGGCAUCUCUCCAAAUUCCAACUUGUCUGUCCCAAGUUAUUUUCAGCCUUACAUUGUGGCUUCACAUGGGCCUUUCCGCAGCAAUUAUGGAGGGGUGAACUAUAUCCUCAACACAUUACUGUCAUUUCACAUGGUGAUUGCAUUCCUAGUGGCUGUUAUUCUGGACAACACUGUACCUGGUAGUCAGCAAGAACGUGGGGUGUAUGUUUGGUCUGAACCUGAUGCUGCAAGGAGGGAACCUGCUGUCACCAAAGAUUAUGAGUUGCCCUUCAGAGUUGGUCGGGUUUUCAGAUGGGUGAAAUGGGUUGGACUUUGAAGUGACAUGGUUUUUUUUUUAAAAAUUUUCUGCUGGUGUAGGCCAUCAUCACCUUGUCGAGCUCAGACGGUUCAUUAUCAUGGGGUGGCUUUACUGCUGUUCUCAAUGUAAUUCCCCUAUGCUCAUUUGGUAAACUCAGUCUGAAAUCUGUUUUUCACACACGGUAAAUCUUAUUGGGACUUUAGGUCUUAUAGAGAUAUUUUUGUACAUUUUAGGAUCCAGAGUGAUCUGUUUGUGUUGUAAUUUUAGAUUAUAAACAGUGUAUCUAGUUUUGAGUCAUUGAGAAUAUCCGGUUUAACUUUUUUUUUCCCUUGCAUUCAAGCAAGCUUUGAGAAUUUAUCCUGGUCAUGUAUAUGGUUUUGUAUUUUAUUUUUGGGUACAAUGUUUUAAGUCAGCUUCACGAGUGCUGGAUUCUUGAUGGAAAUGAAAUACGGUUCAUUGUUAAAAA
Messenger RNA from Quercus robur (English oak), 2895 nucleotides. RefSeq names its product nucleobase-ascorbate transporter 12. Gene Ontology annotation, cellular component: plasma membrane. Lineage: Eukaryota; Viridiplantae; Streptophyta; Magnoliopsida; Fagales; Fagaceae. The transcript has 10 exons. The coding region runs from base 312 to 2447 and encodes 711 amino acids. The record is from RefSeq and is a predicted model, not a curated record. Gene Ontology annotation, biological process: transmembrane transport. Gene Ontology annotation, molecular function: transmembrane transporter activity.